UCCCUCCCCCUCCCCCGCUCCUCCUCCCUCCGCUCUUCUUUCUCGCCGGCUUUAUAAUCCCCACCACCACCUUUACCGGAGCACAUCCAGCGCCAAACUCCCAACCCACCCGCAAUUCACAUCGAAGCCGAAGCCCAAAGGGGGAAAGAAAAGAUUGUGCAGAUGGCAGUGUCGUCCGGGAUCGCCGCCUUCUCCGUCCGCGCGCCGGCGCCGGCGCCCGCGUUCCGGCCGUGCGCGGCGGCCGGCGGGGCCAGGAUGCGCGCCGGCGGCGACGGCGGGGGCGCCAAGUGGUGGGCGCCGCUGCUAGGGUGGUCCGGCCAGCCGGACUACAUCGAGGCGCAGCCGGCCGCGGCGGCGGAGGAGGAGCAUCAGCACCAGCAGCCGUCCUCCCGCGCGGCGGCGCGGAGGUUCGGCGUGCUGACGGAGGACAAGGCGCGGCAGCUGCGGAUGCAGAUGAUGGAGACGGAGAGCUUCCACGACGCCAUGUACCACUCCGCCAUCGCCUCCCGCCUCGCCUCCGCCUCGCCCGACAAGCACUAGCCACUGACCGAUUCGCCGACAAGAAGCCAAAAAAGAAGAAAAGAAGCAAGCGCCAUGUAUAUACUUCCAUGUUUCUUUGAUUUGUUUAGGAUAAAAUAAGCCAAGCCGCGUGGCGGUGGUGGUGCUAGGGAGGACGGAUUAGAGGAGGGGACUAGUAUUAGCAUGGUGCCCCUCCCGACCCGAUCGACGGCGGCGACGAGCCUCCCAAUCCCGGUGCAGAUGAGCUAAUUAUAGGGUGUGUUUAGCUGUGUAACACUUGUUCUUGCACCGAAAUGUUGUGGAGAGAAACCUGCCUGUAUGAUGUUUCGGUUUGUUCUGAUAACAUGAUUUUUAUUUCCAAAUA
Panicum hallii is the source of this 883-nucleotide messenger RNA. RefSeq lists its product as uncharacterized. NCBI's taxonomy places the organism in Eukaryota, Viridiplantae, Streptophyta, Magnoliopsida, Poales, Poaceae. Bases 163 to 540 code for a protein of 125 amino acids. The record is from RefSeq and is a predicted model, not a curated record. The transcript has a single exon.